ACCAUCUCUCAUCUCCCAUCGGCGCUGAUGAUUGUUGACCUAAAGCUGUUGAGCCAAUCAGUGUCCUUUUGUUUUGCUCCGAACUUUCUCAUCAGGACGCGCAGUGUGAUUUUGCGCGCUCAAUUUUUUAGAACCGAAUUGCGGAUCGGACCGGACCGAACAUUGAAAAAAAAAAGAUGAACACCAAACGUAAACCCUUCCAGAAGCCGGCGGAGACUUCCGGUUUCCCAAAAAAGAUGCGCCCUGGUGGCGACGAUGAUGAGGAGGAGUUCGAGAGUUACUUCGAGGCCGAGUUGGCCGGGAUGGACGCUGAGGAAGGCGCCGAUCAGGCAUUGAUCGGUCAGGGUCCGGAAGCGGAGAAUACCUGUGCCAAAUGGAGUCGUCCGCAGCCUAGGGAUUACGAUCCGGAAGUGGAUGCGUUGAUAUUUCAACAGGUUGAUAUCGACAACUAUAUUGGGCAACCUUUGCCGGGCAUGCCGGGGGCCCAGAUUGGACCAGUUCCGGUGAUGCGAAUGUUUGGGAUUACACAGGAAGGAAACUCGGUGUGUGCCCAUGUGCACGGGUUCACGCCGUAUCUGUACAUAGCUGCUCCGAAGAACUUUGAAAAGCGACAUUUGGGAGAGUUUCGACAGGCGCUGGACAAGGCGGUGUUGAAUGACAUGAGAUCGAAUAAGGAGAACGUGCAGGAGGCGGUUUUAGACGUUGAGAUGGUUGAGAGGCAGUCCAUCAUGGGGUACAACGGGGAGGAUAAGUUUUGGUUCAUAAAGAUUACGAUGGCUUUACCGCGAUUGUUGGCGGCCGCCAAGCGCUUGAUGGAAAGGGAAAUCAUCAUGGAGUCGAUGAAUUUCCAGGACUGUCGAGUGUACGAAAGCAACAUUGAUUUUGAUAUCCGUUUUAUGGUCGAUACAGGGGUGGUUGGAUGCAGUUGGAUUGAAUGUCCGACGGGGACAUGGAGGAUGAGGAAAAAAGGAGGAACUCCGGCCCCUGAAACGCGUUGCCAGAUCGAGAUAGAUGUGGCCUACAACAGGUUUAUUGCUCAUGAACCGGAAGGCGAAUGGAGCAAAGUGGCUCCUUUAAGGAUUCUCAGUUUCGAUAUUGAAUGUGCUGGCAGGAAGGGCAUUUUUCCGGAACCGCAGCAUGAUCCAGUAAUUCAGAUCGCUAACAUGGUAAUCCGUCAGGGAGAUCAGGAACCGUUUCUGAGGAAUGUGUUCACUUUGAAGUCUUGUGCACCGAUUGUUGGUUCGCAGGUUUUGAGCUAUGACUCUGAACAGCAACUGUUGGACAAAUGGGCAUCGUUUGUGCGAGAACUGGAUCCAGAUAUUCUAACGGGAUACAACAUCAACAAUUUCGACAUACCCUAUCUGCUGAAUCGGGCCAGCCAUUUGAAGGUUAAAAAUUUUGAAUAUCUUGGCAGAGUUACGAAUAUAAGAUCAGUCAUUAAAGAAACCGUCAUUCAAUCCAAACAAAUGGGUCGUCGAGAGAAUAAAUCCGUAAAUUUUGAAGGUCGUGUCCCGUUUGAUUUGUUGUUUGUUCUGUUGCGAGAUUACAAACUACGUUCUUAUACGCUGAACGCUGUGAGUUACCACUUUUUGCAGGAACAAAAGGAAGAUGUCCAUCACAGUAUUAUUACGGAUCUGCAGAAUGAAAGUGAGCAAACACGAAGACGAUUGGCCAUGUAUUGUUUGAAGGACGCCUAUCUACCUCUUCGUCUGUUGAACAAGUUGAUGUGUAUCGUAAACUACAUGGAAAUGGCUCGUGUAACGGGCGUUCCACUGUCAUGUCUUUUGACGCGAGGUCAGCAGAUCAAAGUUAUGAGUCAGCUGCUCAGAAAAUCGAAAGCUUCCGGUUAUCUGAUCCCUUCCUAUCAAAGCUCCGGUUCCGACGAACAAUACGAGGGUGCCACGGUUAUCGAACCGAAGCGUGGCUACUAUGCGGAUCCUAUUUCUACCCUCGAUUUUGCCUCCCUAUAUCCCAGUAUCAUGAUGGCUCACAAUCUUUGCUACACGACUCUCCUGCAGCCAGGAACUAAAGACAAAUUAGGUCUCACAGACGAUCAGAUCACCCGUACACCAGCCAACAAUACCUUCGUAAAGUCUUCGGUAAGAAAAGGACUCCUGCCGGAAAUUCUUGAAUCGCUUCUGGGCGCUCGUAAACGAGCCAAAGCUGAUUUGAAAGUCGAAUCCGAUCCUUUCAAACGCUCGGUCUUGGAUGGUCGUCAGCUAGCUCUGAAGAUAUCUGCCAAUUCCGUGUACGGUUUCACGGGAGCCCAAGUUGGAAAGCUACCAUGUCUGGAGAUUUCCGGAUCCGUAACGGCCUACGGCAGAACUAUGAUUGAACAAACCAAACAGGAGGUCGAGCAGAAAUACACUGUAGAAAAUGGAUAUGAAAACGAUGCAGUUGUUAUUUAUGGUGAUACCGAUUCCGUGAUGGUUAAUUUCGGCGUAAAAUCUCUGGAACGCAGCAUGGAACUUGGUCGUGAGGCGGCUGAAUACGUAAGCGCCAAAUUCGUUAAACCCAUUAAACUAGAAUUCGAAAAAGUGUACUAUCCCUACUUACUUAUCAAUAAGAAACGUUACGCGGGCUUAUACUUCACCCGUGCCGAUAAAUACGACAAAAUGGACUGCAAGGGUAUCGAAACUGUCCGUCGAGAUAACUCCCCGCUUGUGGCCAAUCUCAUGAACUCCUGUUUGCAGAAACUUCUCAUCGAUCGCAACCCAGACGGUGCAGUAGAACACGCCAAACAAGUUAUCGCCGAUCUGCUCUGUAAUCGCAUAGACAUUUCCCAGCUGGUCAUUACCAAAGAACUGGCAAAAGCCGAUUACGCCGCCAAGCAAGCUCACGUGGAACUGGCCGCCAAAAUGAAGAAGCGCGAUCCUGGCAGCGCCCCAAAACUUGGAGAUCGUGUCCCUUACGUCAUCAUUACUGCAGCCAAAAACACCCCCGCUUACAUGAAAGCCGAAGACCCAAUUUACGUUCUGGAAAACUGUGUCCCAAUCGAUGCCAACUACUAUCUCGAGAAUCAACUUUCAAAACCUCUACUUAGAAUCUUCGAACCCAUUCUCGGCGAAAAAGCUGAAUCCAUCCUCCUAAGAGGAGACCACACCCGUACCCGUUCCGUCGUUACGUCAAAAGUUGGAGCCCUAGCAGCCUUCACCAAGAAACGGGACGCCUGCCUCGGCUGUAAGGCCCUGCUACCGGCCAACUACGAAGGUCAAGCGCUCUGUCAGCACUGCAAACCGAAGGAGGCGAAUCUGUACCAGCACGAGCUGGAAACCCAGCGGAGUCUGGAGGAGCGCUUCUGUCGCCUGUGGACCCAGUGUCAGCGCUGUCAGGGUUCGCUGCACGAGGAAGUCAUCUGCACCAGCCGGGAUUGUCCGAUUUUCUAUAUGCGCACCAAAAUUAAGAUGGAACUGGACACCCAGGAGAAGCGGGUCGCCCGAUUCGGGGUACCCUCGUGGUAGAGGACUGAUUUGUUUUUGUCGGUGAAUUUCGCGUUAAUAUAAAAUAGUUUUUG
Messenger RNA from Uranotaenia lowii, 3514 nucleotides. It is a transcript of the gene PolD1, whose product is annotated as DNA polymerase delta catalytic subunit. The coding region runs from base 177 to 3461 and encodes 1094 amino acids. Gene Ontology annotation, molecular function: DNA binding; DNA-directed DNA polymerase activity; nucleotide binding. Gene Ontology annotation, biological process: DNA replication proofreading; base-excision repair, gap-filling; DNA-templated DNA replication. Lineage: Eukaryota; Metazoa; Arthropoda; Insecta; Diptera; Culicidae. The transcript is spliced from 3 exons. The record is from RefSeq and is a predicted model, not a curated record. Gene Ontology annotation, cellular component: delta DNA polymerase complex.